Chaetura pelagica (chimney swift) is the source of this 1230-nucleotide messenger RNA. It is a transcript of the gene CHRDL2, whose product is annotated as chordin-like 2. Gene Ontology annotation, molecular function: protein binding. The record is from RefSeq and is a predicted model, not a curated record. Bases 1 to 1230 code for a protein of 409 amino acids. Lineage: Eukaryota; Metazoa; Chordata; Aves; Apodiformes; Apodidae. The transcript is spliced from 11 exons.
AUGCAUUCAGGUCUGGAUACGUUUUGUGACUUCAAUGGCAAGAAGUACAGCCCAGGAGAGAGCUGGCACCCCUACCUGGAGCCCCAGGGGCUGAUGUACUGCAUCCGCUGCAGCUGCUCCGAGAAUGGCAACACCAGGUGCUACAGGAUCCAGUGCCCGGCCCUGCAGUGUCCCAGCCCUGUCACAGACCCCCAGCAGUGCUGCCCACGCUGUCUGGAGCCACAUUCCCCUUCUGGCCUCAGGGCACCUGUCAAGUCCUGCCAGUACAAUGGGACCACCUACCAGCAAGGGGAGAUGUUCACCACCAGUGAGCUCUUCCCCAGCCGCCAGCCCAACCAGUGUGUCCAGUGCAGCUGCUCCGAAGGCCAGAUCUACUGUGGCUUGGUGACCUGUCCAGAGCUGCUGUGCUCCUCUCCUCUGACUGUGCCAGACUCCUGCUGCCAGGUCUGCAAAGAUGGCUCCUUGGAGAAGCCCAUGGAGGAGGAGCCCCUGCAGCUAAACAGAGGUGUUAGGCACUCACAAGACCAGUGCUUGGGGGAAGCCAUGGGCAGGAAGCCACCUGGAGCCACCACGUCCACCGUUCUCAGCUCUUCCCUGGAGUUCAUCCCCAGGAGCUUCAAACCCAAGGGAGGAGGUGGCACCACCGUGAAGAUUGUCUUGAAGGAGAAGCACAAGAAAGCUUGUGUUUACAACGGGAAGACCUAUUCCCACGGGGAGGUCUGGCAUCCCGCCUUCCGGCUCUACGGCCUCCUGCCCUGCAUCCUCUGCACCUGCAGGGAUGGUGUCCAGGACUGCCAGAAGAUCACCUGCCCCAAGGAAUACCCGUGUGACUACCCAGAGAAAGUAGAUGGGAAAUGCUGUAAAAUAUGUCCAGAAACCAGGGUCAAACCUACUGAGGAAGGAGCCACCACCCGGUGUGGGAAGAGCCCCAGCCCUGUCCUGGUGUUCAUGCUGGUGCCCCCGAGCACAGGGACCCCCCGGGAGGUCCUGAGGACGAUGGCAGUGGAGAAGGAGGCUGAGGAGGAGGUGGAGAUCUACACCUGGAAGCUGAUCAGAGGGAUAUUUCAUCUGAUGCAGACCAAGAAGAUCAGCAAACAGGAAUUCAAGCAAGAAGCUCAGAACUUCAGGCUCAUCACCAGGACAAACGAAGGUCACUGGAACAUCUUCCGAGCCCAGACAUCAGAGCUGAGGAUGACAGAGAGCCCAGAGAAGGAAACCAAGAACUUGUAA